AUGGUCACCCUCGACAUCACCGGGCACGAGAUAUCCCACGGCGUGAUUGAGAGCUCCUCGCAGCUCUCUUACGCCUACUCGUUCGGGGGCCUGAACGAAGCCACAGCCGACAUCAUGUCGGUCUGCAUCCAGGACUUUGCGCAGUCCACCGGCGCCACCCCGCGCCCGGCCAGCUUCUUCCCAGGUUCCCAGAUGUUCAGUCCCUCUUGCAAGCAGCCCUGGAUCCGGUCAAUGGUCAACCCUGCAGACGACAACAAGAGCUGGAGCUGCUGGCACCCCAGCUUUGACGCAACCUGGGUGCCGCGCCCAAACGGCGCCCCCGGGUCCGGGGGUGCCGACGGCGGCAGCCAGUACUGCUUUGUGGACGUGCACUGGAGCUCGGGGCCGGCCAACCGCGCGUUCUGGCUGAUGAGUAAGGGGCUGGCCUGCCAGCCCGGUGCGCAGCGGCGCGGCGCGCCCGAGCCGAUCGGCAUCCGCAAGGCCUGCGACGUGUGGUACCGCGCCCUGACUAAUUACUUCUCGCCGGUGACGGAUUACUACGAGGCGAGGACCUCCACCGUGAAGGCGGCGCAGGACCUGUUCCCGGGAAGCUCCAAGGAAGCCGCCGCGGUGGCGGCCGCGUGGGACGUCGUCGGCGCGCCCGACAGCCCCGACGGCAACGGGCCGCGCUGCGAUCCCGGCUUUGCGAUUGACAGCAGCGCCUGCCCAGCCUGA
This is a messenger RNA of Monoraphidium neglectum, 714 nucleotides long. RefSeq lists its product as hypothetical. Gene Ontology annotation, biological process: proteolysis. The transcript is spliced from 5 exons. Lineage: Eukaryota; Viridiplantae; Chlorophyta; Chlorophyceae; Sphaeropleales; Selenastraceae. The record is from RefSeq and is a predicted model, not a curated record. The coding region runs from base 1 to 714 and encodes 237 amino acids. Gene Ontology annotation, molecular function: metalloendopeptidase activity.